Molecule: messenger RNA, 1152 nt
Organism: Aspergillus nomiae NRRL 13137
Lineage: Eukaryota; Fungi; Ascomycota; Eurotiomycetes; Eurotiales; Aspergillaceae
Gene: atp4
Product: F1F0 ATP synthase subunit 4
Exons: 4
Coding region: 35-766 (243 amino acids)
Biological process (GO): proton motive force-driven ATP synthesis
Molecular function (GO): proton transmembrane transporter activity
Source: RefSeq, a predicted model, not a curated record
CAUCACAUCUUGUCAAGGUCUUCCCAUCGUUACAAUGGCUUCGCGUCUUGCUAAGAGCGCCAUUGGUGCUGCCCGGCUCCGGCCGACCGUCACGCGCAACGUCGCUCCUAUCGCCAACCUGACCGUGUCUCGUUCGGCCUCCAGCGUCCCUACCGAGGACCCCAAGAAGAAGGCCCAGUCGAUCCUUGACGCCCUUCCCGGCAACUCCCUGGUCUCCAAGACCGCCACCCUCUCCGCCGCUGCCGGUCUCUCCAUUGCCGCUAUCAGCAAUGAGCUCUAUGUCAUGAACGAGGAAACCGUUGCUGCUUUCUGUCUUCUCAGUGUUUUCACCGCUGCUGCCAAGUACGGUGGUCCCAUGUACCGUGAGUGGGCUGAGGGCCAGGUCCAGAAGCACAAGGAUAUCUUGAACGCUGCCCGUGCCGACCACACCAACGCUGUCAAGCAGCGUAUGGAUAACGUCCAGGAGCUUGCUGGUGUUGUUGAUGUCACCAAGCAGCUCUUCGCUGUUUCCAAGGAAACCGCCCAGCUUGAGGCCCAAGCCUAUGAGCUCGAGCAGCGCACUGCCCUUGCCCACGAGGCCAAGCAGGCUCUCGACUCGUGGGUUCGCUACGAAGGUCAGGUUAAGCAGCGCCAGCAGCGUGAGCUUGCCGAGUCUGUCAUCGGCAAGAUCCAGAAGGAGCUUGAGAACCCCAAGGUCCUCCAGCAGAUCCUCCAGCAGAGCGUUGCCGAUGUUGAGCGCAUCAUGUCCUCCUCCAAGGCCCAGUAAAUGGACGUUGCAUGAAUAGCCUCGCUAUUAGCAAUAUGUAUAAAUUUAAGAUCUGUUUCCUGUGCUACAUUAGACAUACCAAUACGAGUUCCUAAGCAAAAUAGCUAAUGACCUAAUGUAAAUCGGAUCUUUUUCGAUAUCUCUGAAGAAACUUCCGAACGCUGAUCUACCAAGGGAUGGGGGACCAAGGUCGCCCCUGUCGUUUGAAUGUUCAAAUACUCAGUAUUGGCCAUGCACAGGAUGCCCUUAUUCAAGUCAAACGCCGAUUGUCUUCCAUGUCUACUGUUAGUUCUUUUUUUUUUUUUCUCCUUUGUUGCAGUCUGAUUUGCGUCUCUUCCAAUUUCAUUGUGCGUCUUUCGCAAUUAAAAUGCUGGAUGGAAGUGAAA